CAAGGAUGUCAUUCCACACCCAUCGAGUCUUCCUCCAGCAGCCGGUAUUCACAAUGAAGACAGCUUCCUUCUCCGUCGUCUUUCUUGCCUUUCUCUUGUUGUUCUCUGUAGCUUUGGCAAGUGAUAGGGUUGAAAAACAAAACGAAAAGAAUGCAUCAGGCGACAUUUCUUGUGGAGUCAGUUGCCACAAUGGUUAUUGCUGCGGAUAUGGUGAGAACUGCUGCUCCGGUACUGGAUGCUGCCGAUCAGGUCAGACAUGCUGCGGCCAUCUUGUUUGCUGCGAUGUUAAGGAGUAUGCUGCGUUCGUGAAUGCUCACGCUGUCCCUAGCAGGACAGCAGCCCUUGCAAACUGAAAGCUUCUCAUUUCUGAUCUGUUAUCGUCUUCAUAAUGAUGAUAGCAGUAACUUUUGGUGCAUCUAAAUAAUAAAGCGAGCAUGCUUAUUGUCUGCUAAGACAGCCUGCAUGCAUGCAGGGUCUGCAUUUCCUAGUUCUUGUUGUUUGCAAAAACCAUAACCAGUGUUUUUGCAAGAACCAGAACCACUGUUUUUGUCUGUCGUAUGUGUGUACUUGUGCAAUGGAAUAAAAUAUGUUUUAUCUUUAUUA
Nymphaea colorata (pocket water lily) is the source of this 603-nucleotide messenger RNA. RefSeq lists its product as uncharacterized. The transcript is spliced from 2 exons. The coding region runs from base 6 to 353 and encodes 115 amino acids. The record is from RefSeq and is a predicted model, not a curated record. Lineage: Eukaryota; Viridiplantae; Streptophyta; Magnoliopsida; Nymphaeales; Nymphaeaceae.